Messenger RNA from Archocentrus centrarchus (flier cichlid), 1515 nucleotides. It is a transcript of the gene tspan4a, whose product is annotated as tetraspanin 4a. The coding region runs from base 476 to 1450 and encodes 324 amino acids. Gene Ontology annotation, cellular component: plasma membrane. NCBI's taxonomy places the organism in Eukaryota, Metazoa, Chordata, Actinopteri, Cichliformes, Cichlidae. The record is from RefSeq and is a predicted model, not a curated record. The transcript has 7 exons.
UAGAGAGGUCGAGCUGUCCAUGCCUUUACCUGAUUGAACCUUUACGAGAUGAAACUGCAGACCAGCUUAUCACGGAGCAUCACACCUGUGUGUGAGGGAUUAUAGAGAGGGAACAGGGAUGUGCAGAUGUGUAUGUGUAUGUUGGGAUUAUGUCCUAAAUACACAGAUUUACACAGAUGUUGCAGCGGGAUUGUGCAAACUCUCCUGCUGAAUAUAUAAAGUAUAAGAUUAAAAACAGGAACUCCAUUGAAAUGAAUGGCAACAUAUUAUCUCUCACACGUUGGGUAUAAUUAAAUCAGCAGUUCCAGAGUUUGUUCAUUAUUUUGAGCUAAACUGAGGAUAGGUUAGAAAUAUUACUGAAGUCUCUCAGUCCCCUCAGUGGAAUAACUCCGUGUCCCUCGUUGUGGACUUUGUUCAGACCUGAAGUGCACAGAGUGACUAUUAAAGACUCUUAAAGGCUCAUUCAGCUUCCAUUAUGAGACGCUCAAGCACAGACGAGACUCCAUAUCGGCGCAGUCCAUCUCUGGACAGCAAACCCGACACGCCACCGUUCACUUCUGGGUUUCACCGCUUUAGUGGAGAGUUUGAGUAUAAGCGGCCACCUUUUGCGUUCGGCUUUCAUACGACAAAGGGGCCGCAAACGUCCAAGGGGCGCUAUGCCCAGGGGAAGAAGUAUGUGGUGUUUUACCUGGACCUCUCCUUCAUAUUCCUCCUAGAACUGCGGCGCUGCAGGAUGGCUGAGGGUUGCAUGAUGGCCUUGCGCUAUGGAAUGGUCUUCUUCAAUCUCCUUUUCUGGUUGGGAGGAUGUGGCAUACUGGGCGUCGGGGUCUGGCUCUCGGUGACCCAAGGGAACUUUGCCACCCUGUCAUCAUCCCUUCCCUCCCUGUCUGCAGCCAACCUGCUCAUUGCAGUGGGGACGAUCAUCAUGGUGAUCGGCUGUCUUGGCUGUGUGGGAGCUGUCAAAGAGAGCCGUCCUCUGCUGCUGACAUUCUUUAUCCUCCUCCUGCUCAUCUUCUUCCUGGAAAUCCUGUCUAUCAUGCUUUUCUUCAUCUACCAAGAUGAGAUUGACCACUACGCCCAGAGGGAUCUGAAGAAGGGCCUCCAGCUCUUUGGCACAGAGGGCAAUGUGGGUUUGACCAAUGCCUGGAUGAUAGUUCAAACUGAUUUUCGUUGCUGUGGAGUAACCAACCACACAGACUGGUUUGAGGUUUACAAUGCCAGCCGCGUGCCAGACUCCUGCUGCCUGGAGUACAGCGACAACUGUGGCCUGGACAACCCGGGAACGUGGUGGACAGCGCCGUGUUACGAGCGGGUAAAGGACUGGCUUAACGAGAACCUGGUGGCACUUUGGAUCUUUUCUCUAUGCACAGCACUUACUCAGAUCCUGGGUCUGGUCUUCUCUAUGACAAUGUUCUGUCAGGCAGUGAAAGUGGAGACCUUCUACGCCUAGUGAUCGACCCCUCCACCCUUCGGCACACUUGGAUUGUUACUCAUCAGAGAGGAACAGACAUAGGC